Messenger RNA from Penicillium cinerascens, 1914 nucleotides. RefSeq names its product Sec1 family protein. NCBI's taxonomy places the organism in Eukaryota, Fungi, Ascomycota, Eurotiomycetes, Eurotiales, Aspergillaceae. Bases 1 to 1914 code for a protein of 637 amino acids. The transcript has 3 exons. The record is from RefSeq and is a predicted model, not a curated record. Gene Ontology annotation, biological process: intracellular protein transport; vesicle-mediated transport. Gene Ontology annotation, cellular component: Golgi membrane.
AUGUGGAAAGCGGACGCGCCCAACAUUCAACAACUUCACUUCUCCACCUUCUCCCCCGAUUGGACAAAACACCAUCUUGUUCCAACACUCAAGCUCUCUGUCUCUAUUUGCCCGCGCCCGGGCGCCCUCAUCACCAUGGAUGUCGUCGCGGCCGUCUCCGGCUACGUCUCCAAGAUGGUGACGGCCGGCGAGUCGGCUUCAGGGUCAUCGUCAAGCAAGAUGAAGAUCCUGUUACUCGACAGUGAGACAGUUCCGAUUGUCUCGACCGCCAUCACUCAGUCUGCCCUCCUCAAUCAUGAAGUCUACCUCAUUGACCGCCUCGACAACUCCGCGCGCGAGAAGAUGCGACAUCUGCGAUGCCUGUGUUUCGUGCGCCCAUCCCCGAAUUCGAUUCAGCUUCUUGUCGACGAGCUCCGAGAACCCAAAUAUGGUGAAUAUCAUAUCUACCUGAGUAACAUGAUCCGGAAGUCAUCCCUCGAGCGGCUUGCCGAGGCCGACAGUCACGAGGUCGUUCAUACCGUACAGGAACAAUUCGCCGAUUUCCUCGUGAUCAACCCCGACCUCUGCUCUUUGGGCAUGGGAUUCCCACUGUCCCGACUAUGGAGUCAUUCGCCAGACCUAUGGAACCCCGACUCGCUGCAAAGAGCUACCGAGGGGGUCCUGGCACUACUGCUGUCGCUGAAGAAGAACCCUUUGAUUCGCUAUGAGAAAAACAGUCUUUUGGCCCGGAAACUCGCGACCGAAGUUCGAUACCAUAUCACUCAGGAGGAGCAGCUGUUUAAUUUCCGCCGGACGGAUACACCACCAAUCCUCCUGGUUCUGGACCGUCGCGACGACCCUAUCACCCCGCUGCUGACGCAAUGGACAUAUCAGGCCAUGGUGCAUGAACUGCUCGGAAUCAAUAAUGGACGGGUGGAUUUGCAAGAUGUUCCAGAGAUAAGACCGGAGCUCAAGGAGAUCGUGCUGGCCCAGGAUCAGGAUCCGUUCUUUAAGAAGAACAUGUAUCAGAACUUCGGUGACCUAGGCCAGAACAUUAAGGAAUAUGUGGAGCAGUAUCAAACCAAGACGCAAAGCAGCAUGAAUAUCGAGUCGAUUGCCGACAUGAAGCGAUUUGUGGAGGAUUAUCCGGAGUUCCGCAAGCUCUCGGGCAACGUCAGCAAACAUGUCACCCUUGUGGGCGAGCUGAGUCGGCGAGUCGGCGAGGAUACUCUUCUGGAUGUGAGUGAGUUGGAGCAGAGCUUGGCCUGCAAUGAUAACCACGCCAAUGACUUGAAGUCAUUGCAACGACUCAUCACGCUGCCAAAUGUUCCUGCGGAGAAUAAGUUGCGUUUGGUGGCUCUAUAUGCACUUCGCUACGAGCAACAAUCGAACAGCGCCCUGCCGAUUCUCCUUGACUUGCUGGUGACGGCAGGUAAUGUUCCUUCGAACAAAGUCAAUAUCAUCCCCAAACUCCUCGCCUACCACAACUCCCUCCAGGCUCCGCCCGUUGCCGGUGGAUUCACCGAUCUCUUCGAAUCAACCUCAUUCUUCUCCGGCGCCAGGGACCGUUUCAAGGGACUCAAGGGUGUCGAAAAUGUCUAUACCCAGCACUCACCCCGUCUGGAAGUGACACUCCAGAAUUUGAUCAAGGGCCGCCUGAAGGAGCUGCAAUAUCCGUUCCUGGAAGGAAGCGGACACACUCGGGAUAAGCCGCAAGAUAUAAUCAUCUUCAUGGUUGGCGGCGUAACCUACGAGGAGGCCAAGAUGGUGGCGCAGGUCAACGCCAGCUCCCCGGGUGUACGCGUUGUCCUUGGCGGCACCACUAUUCAUAAUAGCACGACCUUCCUGGAAGAAGUUGACGACGCUGUCGGCAGCUGGCCGGAGCCGAGUCCCUCGACAGCUGCAGGACGGCUGCGACGGGAGCUUGGGCGGUAA